CUCCUCACCCCAACCCGCCACCUCCUCCACUGCCCCAACCACUUCCUGCGCGUGCACGCUGCGUAGUCAUGAUCACGAGUGACAUCGAGCUCGAGGGUGUUUCCCAAUCCACAUGAUUCGGGACCACCCCACGGAUCGUCUUCACUCGUCCCCACGUGACGUGGUGACUGCCGGAUAACACGAACGAGCUCUCUGCACGUGACACACGUGACACACGUGACACACGUGCGUAACCUCCCGUAUAGCUUCAUCAGACUAUUGGAGGAGAUGACAUUAGCAGCACCCAAGAAGGCCCCGUACGGCACACGAGGGGGUGGAUGGCCAGCACCACGCACGGCCACGUUUGUCUCCCAUUGCUGAUGUUUACACACCACAUCAAUGUACUAAUUUAAGGCUGAGUCGACCUUCGAGAAGCCCAGGUCCGGUUCAGAUACGCGCCACUUAUACGAGUCGUGAGUCGGGAAUCGUACCUCUGGUCUCUGCCGGGUUCGUAGGGGUUAGUGCGUUAACCACUGCGCCACCGCUCCCCACACGUGUACAUGCGCGCGUGCACACCGGGCGUCUCCUCCGUCUUCAUUUCAACCGGGGCACCCCAAGUCACGUGGGACGCGUCCACCAUCGUCACCAUCGUCACCAUGGUCACCAUGGUCACCAUGGUAAGGCAUUACCUUUAAUUGAUAAGCUGGGUGGCGCAGCCUGGCUCCAGGGAAUCAAUCCAGGAGCUGCGGUCAACAUGCGUUCUAUUUACGGGAGAAAGCUUUAUCGCUCUCGCCAAUCCUAAGUUUGUCCCGUGAAACAGAUCUCAGGCCACUCCCCGUCGCCAGCCCAUGACCCGCUAGGUUCGGAUUCGCCUCCGACGCUCGGUCAACAAACGGCGCGGAGCUGAGACCGCUCUCAUCUCGAUCCCGCCCGGGCGUCGCGAUCGAGCCAGGGCAGAACAUUCCACAUUCCCGGCCGAGGCUGUGAAACUCAUCCACCCGCCUGGUGGAAGAGGAAAGGCGAUAGAGCGGUCGAGCGAUGGAGGCGGAGGAGGAGGACUCGGAGCGAGCGCCGUGCACCGCGCGCCUCCUCGCGCACCGCGUGCCCCUCGUUCGCGCCCUGGCCGCUGGGCUGCUGCCCCCCGUGCUCGAUUCGCUGCUCGGGGCGCGCGCGAUCUCCUGGGAGGACUACGAGCGCGUCCGCUCCCACGCCGUGCGCCACGACCGCGCGCGGCAGCUCCUCGACAUCGCGACGUGCCGCGGGGAACGCACCGCACGCGCGCUCUGGGGGCAACUCGAGGAGACCGUGGCCGCGAGGUGGGACUGGCCCGAAGACCCCGACGGAGGGGGCCCCGGAGUCGAGGGUGCGGCCGGCGACGCGAGCCAGGGGGGUCUACCUCGCGGCACCCGCGAGCUCGCGCUGGAGCUCGAGCCCCGUCGCGCGUUCCCCGCUCAACCCCGAGGGUGCGGGGUUUGCGUCGCGCAGAGCCGCGGAUUUCCGGAGGAUGUGCUCGACGGAGCCGUGCCGCUGGACGGGAGGUCGGAGCCGCGGCGCCUCUCGGCGGACGGAGCGGCGCGAGGCGCUGGCCCGAGUGGCCGGGAAUCCGCGGCGUCGCGGCGAGCUGGCGGCGGUGGUGGACGCGCACCCGGCGCUGCGGAGCGCCUCUCGCUCCCCGCACCUCUGCGCCGUGCUCUGCCAACUGUGGAGGGACCCCCGAGUGGGGGAGCGCGGCCCUCCCGGCCUCACCGAGGUGUUCGCGCACCUCUUCGGCGCGCUCGGCCUCGGCGGCCGCGGCGGGGCCGAGGUGAUGGAGAUGGCGCGGGCCGCGUGGAGCGGGGGGUCGCCGACGGCUUGCGGCCGCUGCGGCUCCGAGGGAGUCCUCGUCCCGCUGCCGCAGCCUCUCCGCGGGGUCCUGCGCCAGUUCCUGGUGGCUCUUCACGCGGUGGCGCUCGGGGCCCGCGGAGACCUUCAGGCGGCCCUGGAGGCGGCGUUGGAGCGGCCCCUGGGACCGCGCUGGGAGAGAGAGGAGCGCAGGAUUCGGAGCGACGGCAGUAGCAGCAGUAGCAGCAGCAGCAGUAGUAGCAGCAGUAGCAGCAGCAGCAGUAGCAGCAAGCGUAGUAGCAGCAGUUUUAGCGAGAGCGGUCAUGCUCGUGCCAGUGGCAACCUCACUGAGCUGUUCGUGUUUGGGCUGUUCUCGCCCCAACUUCGCCCCUUCCUGCGACGCGUGGGAUUGGAAGAGCUGGGGAAUGGAGACGUGGGGUGGGGAGACGUGGGGUGGGGAGAUCUGGGUUGGGAAGACUUGGGAUUGGGAGAACUUGGCAUGCGUGAGACGGGACUUGGACGUUUCGGAUUUGGAAACAGAGGGAAGGGAAACGCGAAGGUGGACAUCCACACACGACCUCUAAGCGGCUCUUGCUUUGUGGACGAAGACCUUUGCAGUGACACUGAUCCUGCCCCUGACGAGGACGCCGAUGAGGAGUGCAACGGUGACGACGGCGAUUCUAGCAGCGAUACCGCCGCCGAGAAAGAUGAAGAUGACACGGACUGCUGCGGCGGCGCGAUUGCCGCUGCCGAUGAUGUUCACGACGACGACGACGAUGACGACGACGACGACGACGUGCAAGAGGGGGUCCGGGGGAUGCUGUGGGGGUGGCUGUCCCGUCGCUGGCUGCACGGCGGCUCUCCGGCCGGCGCCGUGUGGGCCGCGCGCUGCGCCAGGGAGCUCGGCUGUCCGCGCGUCACGCGGCGCCUCGCGGCGUCUCUCCGCGGCGGCCUCGACGUGGCCGGGCUGGCGCUCAGCGCCGACGAGUGCUGGGCGCUGUCCGCCGCCGCCCUACGCGCCGGAGCGCCCUGCCGCCUCCAGCUCCGCGACUGCCGCGUGGGACCCGGCGGGGCGCGCGCGCUGGCAGCCGGCGUGGCGAUGAUCCACAGCCUCGAGAUGUUUGGGAACGGGAUCCGAGACGAAGGGGCGAGGUGUCUCGCUCGGGCGCUGAGAGGCCAAUCUGCCUUGCGAGUGCUCGACCUGGGCUGGAACUUCAUCACGGACGUGGGCGCCCAGCACCUGGCGGAAGCCCUGGAGAGGAACUCGACACUCGCCUGUCUCAAGCUCUGGAAAAACUGCAUCAAGGACGCGGGUGUGGAGCGCCUGGUCGAUGCCCUGGGAUCGAACCGUGGCUUGCAGGAGCUGAACCUCUACGGCAAUGAGCACGGCCCCGCGGGCCGCAGCAAACUCGACGAGCUGGCGACACGAAGGGCCGAGGUGACCCUCUUCUACUGAGAUGACCCCGGCCUUCCCAAGGCCACAUCGCGCCCAGCCGAAGACCGAGGAACUCGUGGUCAAUCCACCGCUGGAUGAAGCUCCCCCCCCCUCGCGUCCCCCCCCCGUCCCUCCCUCGCCACGUCGAGCGGGUAGCAAGGGUUAUUUUGACCAUACUUCACCAGGCUGGGCAGUGCGGGUUUAAAGGCGGUGUACCACGACACGUUACGGCACUUGGCCGCAGCCUAUAGCACCUGGUUUGCACGGCGGUCAGCCAUAUCGCUUUGGUAGCCAGGCCCAAGCUUGCUUAGCUUGCGAGACGCGACGAGCGCUGGCGAUUCGGCCAUGUGCGUUGCAGGAACGUCACCCACGGUUCUGUUCCGUCCGAUCGCUUUUUUUUUCCAAACAAACGUUCCGUCGAUUUUAACGGCCGCGGCGAUGCUGAACAAAUAUCAAUGCGUAGCGUCGACGGCGUUGUGGGUCUUGGGUGGCUCCGUGGGGAGACGGAGCGGAUUCACGCCCGGAGCCGCAACGCCCGCACCCCCAAGCAUCUCGCAACAGCGCUCCCACUUAAAUCCGUCCGGCGCACAUCCCUCGCGAUCUUCUCAGUCGCCUUUUUUUCAUUCUACAUGCUCGUCUCCGCCGUACCAUCUCGUCCGAAGCGUUCCUUCAUUUCUCUCGCACUGUCACCAACUGUGUGCGCCUGCUGGGCGCACAACGCAAUCUGCAGCCCCGUUCAGACGACCGCCAAUCUCCUGGGAUUCGGUGCAGCGGUGGCUGGGAGAUGUUAACUCCCUC
Messenger RNA from Lethenteron reissneri (Far Eastern brook lamprey), 4033 nucleotides. RefSeq lists its product as uncharacterized. Gene Ontology annotation, biological process: nucleocytoplasmic transport; activation of GTPase activity. The record is from RefSeq and is a predicted model, not a curated record. Gene Ontology annotation, molecular function: GTPase activator activity; small GTPase binding. Gene Ontology annotation, cellular component: nucleus; cytosol; perinuclear region of cytoplasm. NCBI's taxonomy places the organism in Eukaryota, Metazoa, Chordata, Hyperoartia, Petromyzontiformes, Petromyzontidae.